Messenger RNA from Amphibalanus amphitrite, 2012 nucleotides. RefSeq lists its product as uncharacterized. The transcript has 2 exons. NCBI's taxonomy places the organism in Eukaryota, Metazoa, Arthropoda, Thecostraca, Balanomorpha, Balanidae. Bases 398 to 1711 code for a protein of 437 amino acids. The record is from RefSeq and is a predicted model, not a curated record.
CAACAGCUGACUGCGCUAAUGUUGUAGAGAUAGGCCAAACGAUUCAUAACUAAAAUGCAAGAAUUUGGGGACGUUUACCGAUGUUAUGUCAUGUUUCAAUAAUGGAAAUGGUAUUAAGUUGUCAUUUUGGUCGACUUAAAUGCAUUUAUAUUCAUUGAUUUGCACAAAAAACAUGAUUUUUUUGCACGGCUGCUAAAUUAAAAAAACUUGUGCGAUUUUGGCGCAGGUAAGACAUUGCGCCAUUACGUUUAUAACACGGGCACCAAUGGGCAAAUGUACUAGCUGUGAAUAGGUAGUGAAUUGGAGUGGGUUAUUAAUUAGAUAUACCUACUGUGUUUCUCAGACCUCAGGUCAGCUAUCACAAGACGCACGCUUGUUUUAAGCUUUGAACAUCGAGAUGGUGAAUUGCUGUGUCCCAGGCUGUACGAACCGGUCAGGGGACAAAAACAAAUAUGCGUUCUACAGGUUUCCCAGCAACAAACUGAUCCGUCAACGCUACAUUCGUGCGAUAAGGAGGGAGAACUUCACCCCUACCGAACACACAAGGAUCUGUUCGUGGCACUUCCCUAAUGGCAAAAAAGCAGGUCCAAUGAGGUUUCCAUGGAAUGAAGGGAAGCGGAUCAACUUGCCUGAUUAUACCAGACCCCAUCACUCUUCUCCUGGAAACAGAAGACAAGAUGCAGCUGUGGAAAUGGAAGAUGCUGUCCUUGGACCACCUGUGCAUAGUGAGGCCAUGUUGUCUGCCGAGAACGACCUUCUCAAACAGCAUAUCAAACGACUUGAAACUGCAGCAGCUUAUCAGCAGCAGAGGUUCUGCUACAACCAGAUUAGCCAUAGCGAACAGCUAGUAACUUACUAUACUAGUUUGAGCAGAGCAAUGUUUGAAACUCUAGUCACAUAUGUGAGCAUGUGUGAUUUUACAUACCACACCUUCAAGGUCACAACGAUGACAUUAGAGGACCAAAUUCUCCUGGUGUUGAUGAAACUGCGACACAACUUUGGGCACACAGAUCUAAGCGUGAGAUUUAACAAGAGUGUAGCCACCGUUACAAAUGUCUUCAGGACAUUUGUGUCCAUCUUCGCUGAGGCUCUGUUCAAGCCUAUUUUUGGGAAGGGUAUGCCUAGUAGAGAAAAGAAUUCUCAAUCUAUGCCAGCAUCGUUCAGGAAGUUCAGGCACUGCAGGACGACACUUGAUUGCACAGAAAUUAGGAUUCAGCGACCUGAUAGCUGUGAGGGCCGCUCAAGCACCUACAGUGCUUACAAAGCUGCCAACACCUUCAAGGUCAUGGUUGGGGUGGCACCCAAUGGCACUGUGAACUUUGUCAGUGACGUUUACGGCGGCAAUGCCUCUGACAAGCACAUCGUGGAGACUAGCGGCCUGUUGGAGCAGCUAACCACAGGCGACCUCAUCCUGGCUGACAAAGGUUUUCCUAUCAAGGACAUUGUACCUGAUGGCGUCACCGUCAACACACCUGCGUAUCUAUUUCAGCCUCAGUUCACCAAGCAAGAGGUGAUGCACAACAGGGAAGUUGCCGAAGCCCGCGUGCACGUUGAGCGCGCGAUUCAGCGGCUGAAGUAUUACACCAUUUUAGAUGGCAUACCCCACCAGUAUAGGAAUAUGAUAGACAAUAUAGUUCGUGUCUGUGCCUUCCUCACCACCGCCCAGAGCCCUAUCAUAAGCCACGAGAAACUUAGCAACAUGUCCUCUUAAGCCGGGUAGCAAACUGCGCGUUAUUAGUGGUAUCACCCUGUUAGAUGCAACGUUUGCGUAGUUAUCAAUUGAAGUAAGUCAAUAGCAUUGUCUGUGUUUUUCUCACCAACGCCCGGAGUACUAUCGCGGGAAACUGUGCAUUUUGUCCUAAACUGGUUUGCGAACUGUUUGAUAUGUCUUCACUGUCUGAUGAAACACUUCUUGAGUUAUAGCUGUCAUGGAAGUAUGAUAAUCUGGAAAUUGUUUCAGCUGUGCGCUGUGGUACGCGACAUUUACUUGUCAAUAAAACUGUCCACAAACA